Alexandromys fortis (reed vole) is the source of this 4322-nucleotide messenger RNA. It is a transcript of the gene Nol9, whose product is annotated as nucleolar protein 9. Gene Ontology annotation, cellular component: nucleus. Bases 8 to 2173 code for a protein of 721 amino acids. Gene Ontology annotation, molecular function: polynucleotide 5'-hydroxyl-kinase activity. The transcript is spliced from 12 exons. Lineage: Eukaryota; Metazoa; Chordata; Mammalia; Rodentia; Cricetidae. Gene Ontology annotation, biological process: cleavage in ITS2 between 5.8S rRNA and LSU-rRNA of tricistronic rRNA transcript (SSU-rRNA, 5.8S rRNA, LSU-rRNA). The record is from RefSeq and is a predicted model, not a curated record.
GCCAAGCAUGGCGGACUCUGAGGUGCUGCUCAGGCGGGUUCCGAGCCGCUCCUCUUGGCAGCGGGCUCGCAAGGCCCGGUCCCACCUCCUCCUCAGCCGUCGGGGCCGUCGCCGGUUUGGGGUCCUGACCCGGGGCGAGCUGCGGCGCCUGCGACGGCGGCUGCUGCGGGCCCAGGCUUUGGGCGGCGACUGGAAGCUAGGUGUCACCGCGGGCGCGCACGUGGCGGAAAAGUGCAAGGUCCGGAGCCGCAGCGGGUCCACGCCGGGCACCGGGUCCACGCCGAGCAACCUACCCUCGCCCCGCAGCCAGCCCACGCCGCGCCGCCAGCCCACACCGCGCCGCCAGCCCACGCCACGCCCGCAGUCCACACCACGCCCACAGCGCGCGCACAACUUCCCACCCCUGCCGACGAACGUCACCCAAGCCGUGCGGAGCAUAGGCUCCGGCCGAGUGUUGUUGGUGCUGCCAGCCGAGGAGGACUUUAUUUUUAGUGGGAUAUGCCGUGUGACUUGCAUCUAUGGCCAGUUGCAAAUCUUUGGCCAUAUCAUCAAACAAGGCCAGCCCGCCCAAGAUGUGUUUUCUGCGUACACCCAUUCUUUCCUGAGCAUCAGGGCGAUGCUGUACCCAGAACCCGAGAAAAGUGAAAAGGAGGUCAGAAAAGAGAUGCGGGCUCUGCUCAAGCCACACAUGAAACUGGAUGACAGACACUGGGUGAUGCACUAUUUCUGUCCCCUGGCCUCCGUUGUGCUGCUGGAACAGCUGCGGUCCCCUGCCGUGGACUUCAUGAGCUCCUAUAAGUGUGCUUCUUACGUCUUCCGGCAGGAGCAUUAUCCUGUGCGGGUUAACGCUGAGUUUAUAACUUUGAAAACAAUUGGCCUCAGAAGACAGCGGAAGAGGGCAGGCAUCUUCUUGAGUGACAGUGCCCAUUGUGCCCUGGAGGAGCUCGUCAGCGUGUCCUGUGUAGAUGGCUGCCCUGUCAUCCUGUUGUGUGGCGCCUGUGACGCGGGAAAGUCCACGUUCAGUAGAAUACUGAUUAACCAGUUACUGAACAGCCUCCCUGGGGUUGACUACCUGGAAUGUGAUCCCGGGCAGACAGAGUUCACGCCUCCUGGCUGCAUUGCUUUACUUAACAUUACAGAACCGCUGCUGGGACCACCUUACACCCACCCAAGGAAGCCACAGAGGAUGGUGUAUUAUGGAAAAAUGACUUGUCAUAAUGACUAUGAGAAUUAUAUUGAGAUAGUGAAGUAUGUGUUCAGAGACUACAAGAGAGAGUACCCACUUAUCAUCAACACGAUGGGCUGGGUAAAAGAUGAUGGACUGCUGCUGCUUGUUGACCUGAUCCGGCUGUUGUCUCCCAACUACGUCAUUCAGUUGUAUUCUCCCCGGGGUCCUACAAUGCCCUCUCUGACCUCAGAGUAUGUAGAGCUCACAGACGGUCUGUAUACAAAAAGCAAGAUCAGGAAACGUAGAGGGUUUGAAAUUGAAGAAUUUGGAGACAGUUUGGGUUUUACUGAAGAAGAGAAAGACUCCGGUCCAGUUCCGGUCUUCCCUGGACAUAAGCUGAUGCUUGUUUACUCAGAAUUUCCGUGUAGUAAAAAUGAGAAAAAUAGGGCCAAAUACAAUAAAAUUUUUCGAGAUCUGGCGGUGUUGGGCUACCUUAGCCAGCUGGUGCCUCCCGUGCCAGGGCAGCUUAGUCCUUUGCACAGCCUGACGCCCUAUCAGGUUCCCUUCAAUGCAGUUGCUGUCCGGAUCACUCAUGCUGAUGUUGCCCCUGCCCACAUACUGUACGCCAUAAAUGCCAGCUGGGUUGGGCUUUGCAGGAUACUGGAGGACAUGAAAGGAUACACUCGGGGUCCCAUCCUGCUUGCCCAGACCCCCAUAUGUGACUGUUUGGGCUUUGGCAUCUGCAGAGGCAUUGACAUGGAGCAGCGGAUGUACCACAUCAUCACCCCUCUGCCUCCAGAAGAGCUGAAAGCUGUGAAUUGUCUGCUGAUUGGUUCCAUUUCCAUUCCACACUGUAUUAUCAAGAACCAGCCUGGGCUUGAGGGGACAAUUCCUUACACCACCACAGCUUAUAAUUUUAAACUUCCUGGAGCAUCGGAGAAAAUUGGAGAAAGAGAGUUUGAACAUGCUUCCCAAGGGUACAGAUUCUACAGAAGGAAAAAGUAAAGCCUCAGUAUAGACGGAGGCUAUCUGCCUGCAAACCUUGUCCUCGAGCUUGGAGUCGGCAGGUCGGUGGGGCUUUGUGACUGUGAACAGCGCCCUCGUGUCCAGUGAGGUUCAUGAGACUGGACAAUGCAAUGUGCUGCAGAGUAAAUAGCUCAAGAUUCCAUUUUUCGUUUUCCCUCUAAGACAUGGUCUCCAUCAUCCAAGUGUGGCAUUACCGUUCUGUGUCAGCACACCCAGCUUUCAGGGUUUUCUCUGAAGCUGUUUGAUCUCAAACUUGGCCUGGACUGCUUUCCGACUGGCCGUCUGGCUGAGUGAAGUGUUUCCUGACGGGCUGUGGAGCAGUAAGGAAAGCUGUGCCUCAUCACCAGACCAGAAGACCACAGCCCUCUCAGUUCACCAAGGACCUGACCAUUGCAAUCGAGAUAAAAUUGGGGAAUCCAGGACCACAAAAAUGUGCCAAAAAAUGGGCAGCAGGCUGACCCAGCAGUCCUCAGGCUCAGUGCGCAGGUGCCUGGGUCUGAGCAGGCUGGAUGGACACGAGUGGGAGAGGCUUACUUUGAGCCACCUGGACCUUACCAGUUAGGUGAGGUGGACUCAAAUGCCUGGUCCUUGGAUGCCCCUGAAUCUCCUAAUCAUGCAGUCAAGUGUUAGAGGCUUGUAUGUGCUCUGUUACUUUCUCUGCCAUCAUAAUCAUGAGACUUUAUGUUGAAGAAGUCGUUCUGACAUCCAGAAAGCCUUCAGAUGGUUCUGUAAGUCUGGGUGUGCUCUGAUUGACUCCGCUGUUGAGGCGGGACACACUGCCACAGAUCCACCAACCUGUGAACAGACACCUUUAUAAUCAUGAGACUUUAUGUUGAAGAAGUCGCUCUGACAUCCAGAAAGCCUCCAGAUGGUUCUGUAAGUCUGGGUGUGCUCUGAUUGACUCCGCUGUUGAGGCGGGACACACUGCCACAGGUCCACCAACCUGUGAACAGACACCUUUAUAAUCAUGAGACUUUAUGUUGAAGAAGUCGCUCUGAUAUCCAGAAAGCCUCCAGAUGGUUCUGUAAGUCUAGGUGUGCUCUGAUUGACUCCGCUGUUGAGGCAGGACACACUGCCACAGGUCCACCAACCAGUGAACAGACACCUUGUGCCUGACUUGGGCAAACCUUUGCUGCCAAUGCUUUCUUCUAGGUACCUGGAAGCUACUGCCAGCGCCAUUUUUUUCCUGAGCCUAUUUUGUAAUUAGAAGUGACUGGGUCAGGUCAUUUUUGUGGAUGAAAAAUAAUCAGGCCGCUGAGGAACUUCUUGAGUUGUCGUGACUGACACAUCAGGAUUUCACCUUCUAGCAGGAUCAUAUUCAAAGACCAUUCCAGCCUGGGAAAGGAUUAAUAAUGUUUAUGUUCACGCAUACCAUUGAUUAUUUCUGUCUUGUCUGGGACCAUACCACCCUGCGCGUGCCUGGUCUUGUCUGCUUGGACCCCAUCUUUGGCCUUGGCAUUUGAAAAACGCGUUAGGAAGCCUGGCAAGUGGUAGCACAUGCCUUUAAUCCCAGCACUUGGGAGGCAAAGACCAGAGGAUCUCUGUGAGUUCAAGACCAGCCUUAUCUACAGAGUGAGUUCCAGGACAGCCAGGGCCACACAAGCAAAAAAACACUGUCUCAAAAAAUCAAAAAAAAAAAAAAGGGGGCUGGAGAGAUGGCUCAGAGGUUAAGAGCAUUGCCUGCUCUUCCAGAGGUCCUGAGUUCAAUUCCCAGCAACCACAUGGUGGCUCACAACUAUCUGUAAUGGGGCCUGGUGCCCUCUUCUGGCCUGUAGGUGUACACACAGAAAGAAUAUCGUACACAUAAUAAGUAUUAAAAAAAAAAAAAAAAAGAAAAAGAAAAACCCAUUAGGAGACAGAACUGCAGCAGCCUGGUUGGUCUGAAACCCUCUAGACCAUAUAAGGACUCACUAAUUAGCUGUCCCUUAUUUAUAUCUAGCUUUAGCUUGUGUUGUGUCUAUUUGGUGGGGAGUGGGGUCAUCUCACAUUGCUCAAGCAGGUGCCUGUGGGCUCCAUUGCUUCUGAUUUCUGAGAUGGCAGAUGUGCACAGCCUUAGCCUUGCACCAGCUCUCUUCUGUGCCCUCCCCAGAUCUUCCUGUCUUCACAAGAAUAAAGACCCUGAAAUGUA